Messenger RNA from Acaulospora colombiana, 198 nucleotides. The record is from the annotation of a GenBank genome assembly. NCBI's taxonomy places the organism in Eukaryota, Fungi, Glomeromycota, Glomeromycetes, Diversisporales, Acaulosporaceae.
AAGAGCGGGUAGCAGUAGAAAGAACAAGGACAUGAGUAAUGGUGUCAUCCAUGAUUCUAUCAGAGCGAUGACGACCCAAUAUCUUGCCAUAAUGUUGGCCAAUCGAGGGUCGACUCUCAAAAAGUUGGUAAAUUGCGUGAUCAUGCUCAGGAAUGUUAUGGGAACCAACCAGCAGAAACAAAGGCCAAUGAACAGAGA